AUGCCCCUUCCCUCCACACCCCUCCCCUCCUCAACGCCCUCCCUGCCACCGCCGCUGACAAAGUCAUCAAUGUUCCUUGGCUUGAAGAGCUUGGCGUCGUCGAGCUCCAAUGGAAGGUCCAAAGCUCUGAUGCCUCCAUCCUGUAAAUCUCUACCUCUCGAUCUUUACGAUCUCCCUGUGGAUGCCAGCCGCCGGGGACGAGGAGGAGGAGGAGGCGGCGGGGAGGAGGCGGCGGCGGCGUCGGGAGGAGCCGGUUCCGAGCUUCGGCGGAGCUCGAGGGCGCGCCGAGCUCCGGUGUUGCUGGACGCGUCGCCUCCGCCCCCGAAGAAGAGGCGGAAGCUCGGCAAGAAGGGGAGAUUGAGGGGUGAGAAGAAUGCGAGGGCGUUGUCUCGACCGGUGAAGGAGGAUGAGUCGGAGAAUUGGGAAGAGGAAGAGACUCCGGGGACUUGGAGGUCGAGGCUGAGAUCCAGGAGGAGAGUCGGCUUUGGGCGAAACAAGGAGAGAAAUUCUCCCAGGAGAAAGCUUUUUGUGGAAAUGGAUGCGGUAGAAAAGGAAUGUGAGAGGAUAGAGGGAGUUUUGACGGAGGGGAAAGUUGAAAUGGUUGACGAGAUAGAGGAACCGGAAGUUGAGCGCCUACCAAAGGUAAAAUUCAAGAGAAAGCGGAAGUUUAGCAUGGCAGGUGCUUCUAGGACCAGAGAUAUAGCCCUAGUUUCUGAGAAGAUGGAUGGCACCCGGGAUAAUGAAACAAGGGACGAAGGGAAUGACUGUGGAGAAGUAAUGAUGCCUUUAGAAGAUGAAAUGCUUGAUAUCCGUGAGGAUGACAAAGCAGAUGUUAGUGCCAAGGACUUGGUUGUGGAAAAACCGGAAGAGCUGUCUGAUGGUAAUCAAGCAGAGGGAGAUCGUGCUGUCAAUGACUGCGUAACAGUUACUGAUGAUGUUGAACAAGGGGAGUGCAUGGACGAAUCUGUAAUGGUUGAUUUGAAUGAGGUGGUUGCUGACUUAUCAAUCAAUGACGUAAGAGGAGGCCCCCAUGACGGUGAAAAUGCGAAUUUGGUCAAGCCUGAUGAGAGGCUUAUGGAAGGUGGAGGGAACACGAAAGAGGAUAAAAUUACCUCUCAGUAUUCUGGUGAAAGGCCCAUGCAUUCACGGAUCAAAGAGGGAAGACGGUGUGGAUUAUGUGGAGGUGGUACUGAUGGUAAGCCUCCAAAGAGGUUAACACAUGAAAUAGGUGAAAGCGAAAAUGAGGCAUCCAACGGCUCUUCAGCGUCUGAUGAACCAAACUAUGACAUAUGGGAUGGUUUUGCCGAUGAACCAGGGUGGCUUGGACGUCUUUUAGGUCCCAUAAAUGAUCGAUAUGGCAUUGCUGGGACGUGGGUUCAUCAGCAGUGCGCUGUUUGGAGUCCAGAGUGUUUUCAGGUGUACUUUGCUGGUGUUGGAUGCUUGAAAAAUGUGAGGGCUGCGCUUUGUAGAGGAAGGGCACUGAAAUGCAGCCGCUGUGGAAGACCUGGAGCAACAAUUGGAUGCCGUGUUGAUCGGUGUCCCAAAACUUACCACUUGCCUUGUGCUCGAGCUGAUGGUUGCAUCUUUGAUCAUCGAAAAUUUCUCAUAGCUUGCAUUGAUCAUCGUCAUAUUUUCCAACCUUUUGGUAGUAAGAUGGCAGAUCGGAUAAAGAGAAUGAAAGCUAAGAAAAUGAAGAUGGAAUUCAGGAAGCUAUGUAAUGAUGCUUGGCGGAAGGAUAUUGAGACAGAAGAGAAAUGGUUGGAAAAUUGUGGUGAAGAUGAAGAAUUCUUGAGAAGAGAGAGCAAGAGGCUUCAACGAGAUUUGAUGAGAAUCUCGCCUGUCUACAUCGGAGGCACAGAUAAAGAGAGUCAAAAACUGUUUGCAGGUUGGGAAUCUGUUGCAGGCCUUCAAGAUGUCAUCAGAUGCAUGAAGGAGGUUGUCUUAUUACCCCUUCUGUAUCCUGAAUUCUUUGAUAACUUGGGCAUUACACCUCCUAGAGGAGUCCUUUUGCAUGGUUAUCCUGGAACGGGUAAAACUCUUGUAGUGCGUUCCUUAAUAGGUUCGUGUGCUCAAGGUGAUAAACGAAUAGCAUAUUUUGCCAGGAAAGGUGCAGAUUGCUUAGGAAAAUAUGUUGGUGAUGCUGAACGGCAGCUGAGGCUUUUGUUCCAUGUUGCUGAAAAAUGUCAACCUUCCAUAAUAUUCUUUGAUGAGAUAGAUGGAUUAGCACCAUGCCGCACAAAGCAGUCAGAUCAGACACAUAGUUCGGUAGUAUCAACUCUCCUUGCUUUAUUAGAUGGUUUAAAGUCUCGUGGCUCAGUUGUAGUUAUAGGUGCCACCAAUCGGCCUGAUGCUGUUGAUCCAGCACUUAGGCGCCCUGGGAGGUUUGACAGGGAAAUAUAUUUCCCAUUGCCAUCUUUAGAAGAUAGGGCUGCCAUUCUGUCACUUCACACUCAGAAGUGGCCAAAACCAGUUUCAGGUUCUUUGUUAAGGUGGAUUGCUGGAAAGACGGCUGGAUUUGCUGGUGCUGAUCUGCAGGCUCUGUGUACACAGGCUGCUAUUAUUGCUUUGAAGCGGAACUUUCCUUUACAAGAUGUCUUAUCCGCUGCUGGAAAGAAUUCUUGCAGUGAACGGGUACCUCUUCCUUCAUUUGCAGUUGAGGAGAGAGAUUGGUUGGAGGCUCUAUAUAGUUCCCCACCUCCAUGCUCUCGUAGAGAAGCAGGAAUAGCUGCUACCGACAUAGCAUCAUCCUCUCUUCCAUGCCACCUCAUCCCUUGCCUGCUACAGCCACUAUCUACGCUGCUUGUCUCUCUUUAUCUUGAUGAACAUGUUUCUUUGCCUCCUGCUCUUUCUGAAGCUGCGGCUGGAGUUAAAAACGUGAUAUUUUCUGCAUUGGAUAGAAAGAAAUUGCCUAAUCAUCUCUGGCGGUCUCAUUUGCAUUCUCUCAUACAAGAAGCUGAUGUUGGUGAGGAGAUUGAAAGACAACUUUCCUCGGCAGAUAUUGUUAUAGGCAAAUCUGCUUCUACUGGUUCUGAUGCUUUUGGUGUUGGAGAGAAUCAUGAAAAUAUGAACUCUGAAACUUCUGUGACCUACAACUGCAGCAGUCGUACUGGUUCAGUGAGGAAUGUGCCUUUCUCAUCGAGGAAAAAAUCUGGAUAUCGAGUUUUAAUUUCUGGAAGUCCUAGAUCUGGUCAGCGGCAUCUUGCUUCUUGCCUCCUUCACUGUUAUGUUGGGAAUGUUGAAGUCCAUAAGCUUGAUUUGGCUAUAGCUUCACUAGAAGGACAUGGAGAUGUGGUGCAAGGGCUAACGCAGAUAUUGAUGAAAUGUGCCAAUGUGGGUUCUAGUGUUGUAUUUAUGCCGAGGAUAGAUCUUUGGGCUGUGCAGAUGCAUCAGCAAGUUUCUGAUGACGAAGACAAUUCAACUACAUUUGAUGAUCAGUCACCAGUGAAGAAAACAAGCUGCUCCAUAGAUACUCAAGUACGCAAGACAAAAAUCACAUCUAAUAUGCAAAACAGCAACUCAACUGCAGGGGACGGAUGUCAAAGUUCUUCCCAGAGCCCCUCACAUGCCUGGAGCUCUUUUGCGGAGCAGGUCAAUGCAAUUUGUGUGAAUACAUCCCUGGUGAUUUUGGCUACUUCUGAUGUUCCUCAUGCUCAACUUCCCAGUGGAAUACAACAGUUCUUUGGCUGUGAUGUACAAGAUAGCAGUCAAUGUACCUCCUUGGAGCGCACUUUACCAAGAUUCACUUUGCAAAUUGAUGGCAGUAUGAAUUAUGACAUGGUGGUAAAUCGGUGUGCUGCAGAAUUGUCAAUGAUAGUUGCUCAGCAGUUUGUGCAGUUGUUUUAUCAAAAAGCUCACAAACACCCUAUUCUCAAUAAUGAAACUUCUGCUCCAACUGGAGAUAAAAAACAAACUCCAAAUAACAACCUAGAUCGUCCAUCAGAAGAGCUUGACCCUAGAACACAAAAUGCUGAUGAUUCUGUGCCAAGACCAUCUCCGCUUUUGAACAAGCGUAAUCUGAAGGGGAAAUCGAGUUUGAUGUUGGGGAUAUCAACACUUGGCUAUCAAAUACUCAGAUAUCCUCAUUUUGCUGAACUUUGUUGGGUUACCUCAAAGUUGAAAGAAGGCCCUGUUGCUGACAUAAGUGGACCUUGGAAGGGCUGGCCAUUUAAUUCCUGUAUUGCUCGCCCUAGUAACACAUUAGAGAAAAUGGCUGUUCCUUGUAAUCCUGACAACAUCAAAAGCAAAGAAGGAUCCCUUUUAGUCAGAGGGAUAGCAGCAGUUGGUUUGUUGGCAUACAGAGGGUUGUACACUUCAGCAAAAGAAGUUGCUUUUGAGAUUCGCAGGGUUCUUGAGCUCUUAGUAGGGCAGAUAAGUGUCAAGGUCCAGGCUGGGAAAGAUCGAUAUCAGUAUGUUCAACUUUUGUCCCAAGUUUCUUAUCUGGAAGAUAUUGUUAAUAGUUGGGCAUUUUCAUUUCAAAGUUUAGAGGUGGAUGCCCAAGUUACACAAGCAAACCCUGUUCUGUCAACCAUGGCAUCUUCAGCUAAUAAUCUUCAACUUGAGGAACAUCAGCCACCCAUCUCUGGCAGCAGUUCCCCUGAAGCCAGAGUUUUGGAAGAAACUCAGCGAGAUUCUGCUGCUGAAAAUGUUGAUCCAUCUGUGUGCAACAAAGAGAAUGGUGACUCUGGGCUUCAUGAUUUUAAAGAAAGAGUUGGACUUUUACAGGAUGACAUUAUAGAAAAUAUUUCCUUGUUUGGAAACUCCACUCCGAACGAACACCCUUGUAGUUCCAUUCCUGCUGGCACUCCUGUUGGUAAAUCAUUGAUUGAGUGCAAUGGGAUGAAUGCAACAACUCAGCUUGAAAGCCCUGGAGAAUCUACUAGUAUACGUGAUGUGGCUCAGUCGUUAAAUCAUCCCUACCAUUCAGUAUCAGCAGAUGAUGUUGUGCUUUCUAAGGAUGGUCCUUGCCCUUCAGGGCAAAUGGGUGGAGCCACCUAUUCUGGCUCUAGCAGAGGAAAAGACCAUAUAAAGGAUUUGGCCUCAAAAGACAACAGCACUUUGUCUUCUGAUGGUGUCCCAGAUUCCGAUAAUUCCUCAUCAGGCAAUUUUUCUCCAUGCAAAAACAUCAACACUCUUGCUGACUCUAUGGCUGUAUGUCUGUACCGCUGUUGCUCUGUCUGCAUGAGUUCACUCCAUGACGUGAUGCGAAAACUUCUCAUUCAUGAAACAGGUUUAAGUAAGAACAGCUGGAACGUAGAGGACGUUCAUGACAUGGUUGCAUCCUUGUCUGUGGAUCUUGUUUCAGCAGUUAGGCAAGAGUUUUCUAAUGUUAGCAGUUUAUUUGGUGAAAUUCAGGGGAAUUCGGUUCUAUGUCCAGAUGCAACCACAUGUGAUUGCAAUAGUCCAGGGUGUCGAUUGAGUGUUCUUGUGGAAUGUGCAUUCCACUCCACUGAAGGAGGCGUAAGCGAGUCAGUAAAUAACGACAGAUCGUCUCCGUUUGGACAGACUGUCGAAUUUGUCUUCAGAAAUGGUGUACUGAUAUCUACAAAUCACGACAGGGAUGUCGUCUGUCACUGUAAAUUGGAGAGUUUUUGCCUUUCUUCUCUAAUGGAGUUAAUGUUAUCUGCCAAGCAGUUGCCCAGGUGCCCAGGUGAGAAGAUGUUGGGGCUUGGCAGCAUAGAAGUAGCCUCUCUACUCUGUUCACUGGUGAAAUGUUACUUAUGAGAUUAAAUCAACCACAAUUUUGUCACAACUGAGAAUCAGUUUGAAAUGGUAGAUUAUUUUCUCAUAUGUG
This is a messenger RNA of Eucalyptus grandis, 5791 nucleotides long. RefSeq lists its product as uncharacterized. The transcript has 7 exons. Gene Ontology annotation, cellular component: nucleus. Gene Ontology annotation, molecular function: ATP binding; histone binding; chromatin binding. Gene Ontology annotation, biological process: positive regulation of transcription by RNA polymerase II. Bases 1 to 5721 code for a protein of 1906 amino acids. The record is from RefSeq and is a predicted model, not a curated record. Lineage: Eukaryota; Viridiplantae; Streptophyta; Magnoliopsida; Myrtales; Myrtaceae.